Cylicocyclus nassatus is the source of this 1208-nucleotide messenger RNA. The record is from the annotation of a GenBank genome assembly. Lineage: Eukaryota; Metazoa; Nematoda; Chromadorea; Rhabditida; Strongylidae.
GGACUUUAUGCGCGCAGUACCGCGGACCGCGGUACUUCAUAAAGGGCGUGUGCACUCGUCCGCUUGUCGUUAGGGCGCGUCAUGUGAUCACGUCAUAGUUCGUUCGAUGCGGCGUCGUUUUUUCAUUUCCACCGUCUGUUUGCCAUAAUGCUAUCGGCUAGAUCGAUUUCUUUGUUACUGAGAAGUUCGAGGAGUAUCCCAUUGCUGAAGUCUUUUGCGCCAUUGAGUACUACUAGUUCUACACCAGUCAAAGCAGAAUCCACAAAAGAAGUGGAAUUUCAGUGCGGAGAUCAAAAAUAUGUUGGGAAGGCAAAGCUUGGUGAUACACUCUUGGAUGUUGUUAUAAAUAACGACUUACCGCUUGAUGGUUUUGGAGCUUGUGAAGGAACUCUUGCUUGCUGUACAUGUCACGUUAUCCUGUCGCCAGAGCAUUAUCAACGAGUAGAUCGGAUCAGCCCUCCUGGAGAAGAAGAAAUGGACCUGCUUGAUUUAGCUCCUGAGCUCAGCGAUUAUUCCCGAUUAGGUUGUCAGAUUCAAGUGGACUCCGACGACCCUGACAAGAUAGUUGUGACUGUGCCGAGCGAAAAAAGGGAUGCCAGGACGAUUGAUUAGCAUUGCCGCAGCGUAAGCAAACCGAUUCGUCUUCUAGAAGUGAGUGGCAGGCCAUUUCGCCAAAUUUGUGAUAUGGUUGAUAGGUAUUAUGUGCUACUCCGGUGCUUCAGAUUCCUAGAUACAAUUUUGAUCUAAUUUUUUUCGUUAGGCUAUCCAUUCAAGUGUUUUCAUGUGGUUGUAGUUUGAUUGACGCUUGCGACAGAGUGCCCCUCCGAAAUUGUUUUGGUGUCUCACUUUUUGGCGCUGUACCAUCAAUCAGCAAAGUACAGAGUACAUAAUUUUGAAGAAAACUACAAAAAGGAGGUAAUGGAAUCUUUCAACGAUUACGAGAGAUAUCGUAUUCUGUGUUACGUGUGUUCCGCUGAGCGAAACUAUCAUCUCCUCUUUUUUUUGGAAAUUUACAUUUCCGGUCUGACACCGGAGUGGUAGUGACAGAUGUGUGGUAAUCAGUUAGGAGAUGUUCUAGGGUUUAUUGUAUGAGUGCAGACAUUUGCUAGUUUCGUGUUUUUGUCAUGAGAUCGCUACCGGUGACUUUUUUCCUUGCUCAGUUGUGUAUGCUUUUCUUUCAGUCACUGGAAGUAAAGAAAUGCUACGUC